CGGGGGCAACGCGGGGGCGGGCCCGGAGCCAUGGCCGCCGCCAAGAGGACCGAGCUGGGCCCGCUCGUCGGCGCCGUCGACCAGGGCACCAGCUCCACCAGGUUUCUGGUUUUCAAUGCAAAAACAGCAGAACUCCUUAGCCAUCAUCAAGUGGAACUGAAACAGGAGUUUCCGAAAGAAGGAUGGGUGGAGCAAGAUCCGAAGGAGAUUCUGCAGUCUGUCUAUGAGUGUAUAGAGAAAACCUGUGAGAAACUUGUCCAGCUCAAUAUCGACAUCUCCAACAUCAAAGCCAUCGGUGUCAGCAAUCAGCGGGAAACCACCGUGGUCUGGGACAAGUUCACCGGAGAGCCUCUCUACAAUGCCGUCGCUGCUCCCGUCUCUGGUGGUUUUCCCGUUCCAGCUGCCGGUGCUCCGUCCGGUUCUCCCUCAGUGUGGCUCGACCUAAGGACUCAAUCCACAGUCGAAGCUCUUGCCCAGAAAAUUCCAGGAAAUAAUAACUUUGUCAAGUCUAAGACGGGUCUCCCCAUCAGCACUUACUUCAGUGCCGUGAAACUGCGCUGGCUCCUUGACAACGUGGAAGAAAUCCGAAAAGCCGUCGAAGACGAUCGAGCUAUGUUUGGUACCAUCGACUCCUGGCUCAUUUGGAGUAUGACCGGCGGGAAGAACGGAGGCGUCCACUGCACGGAUGUGACCAACGCCAGCCGGACCAUGCUGUUCAAUAUCCACACCCUGGAAUGGGAUCCCGAGCUCUGCCAGUUUUUCGAAAUCCCUAUGGAAAUACUUCCGAGCAUCAGGAGUUCCUCAGAGAUCUACGGCUUGAUGAAAAUCUCUCGUAGCCUGAAAGCCGGAGCCUUGGAUGGAGUGCCGAUCUCCGGGUGUCUGGGGGACCAGUCGGCCGCUCUUGUCGGACAGAUGUGUUUCCAGAACGGACAAGCCAAAAAUACGUAUGGGACAGGCUGUUUCUUGCUGUGUAACACAGGCCAAAAGUCGGUGUUUUCCGAUCAUGGCCUGCUAACCACGGUGGCUUACAAACUGGGCAGAGACAAGCCAGUAUGCUACGCGUUGGAAGGAUCGGUCGCGAUAGCCGGCGCUGUGAUUCGCUGGCUGAGAGACAACCUCGGCAUCGCCAAGUCGUCCGACGAGAUCGAAAAACUGGCUCAAGAAGUGGGGACGUCUUACGGCUGCUAUUUCGUCCCGGCCUUCUCCGGACUGUACGCACCCUACUGGGAACCCAGUGCCAGGGGGAUCAUCUGCGGCCUGACCCAGUUCACCAACAAGAACCACAUCGCCUUUGCCGCCUUGGAAGCGGUCUGCUUCCAAACCCGAGAGAUUUUAGAUGCUAUGAACAAAGAUUGUGGAAUUCCCCUGAGCCACUUGCAAGUCGACGGCGGGAUGACCAACAACAAAAUCCUCAUGCAACUUCAGGCCGACAUCCUCUGCAUUCCAGUGGUCAAGCCCUCCAUGCCCGAGACCACGGCCCUGGGGGCCGCCAUGGCCGCCGGCUCGGCGGAAGGAGUGGCCGUCUGGAGCCUGGACCCCGAGGACCUGUCGGCCGUCACCAUGGAGCGCUUCGAGCCUCAGAUAAACGAAGAGGAGAGCGAAGUCCGCUACGCCACGUGGAAGAAGGCGGUGGCGAAGUCGAUGGGCUGGGCCACCGCUCAGACGAGCUCGCAGGGUGACCCUAGUAUCUUCUGUAGUCUUCCCCUGGGCUUUUUUAUAGUGAGUAGCAUGAUAAUGUUAAUCGGAGCAAGGCACAUCUCAGGGGUUCCGUAAAGCGGCGCUCCUCCACGGCUCCGGGAUGCGGGCAUUCGGACGCGCCUGGCCGAUCCAGCGAUUCCGUCUCGUCCGCGUCAGGGCGACGUUACCCGUAGGACUCUGUUUUAUUUCUAAGCUGCUGCUCUCAGAGCCCGCGAGGACCUGGCGGGUAGACCUGUCCUUUGAAAUAAAGCAAGUGCAGCUGAAAGAACAGCGUGAACACACA
Messenger RNA from Ornithorhynchus anatinus (platypus), 1981 nucleotides. RefSeq names its product glycerol kinase (gene GK). Gene Ontology annotation, biological process: glycerol-3-phosphate biosynthetic process; triglyceride metabolic process; glycerol metabolic process. The record is from RefSeq and is a predicted model, not a curated record. Bases 31 to 1773 code for a protein of 580 amino acids. NCBI's taxonomy places the organism in Eukaryota, Metazoa, Chordata, Mammalia, Monotremata, Ornithorhynchidae. The transcript is spliced from 22 exons. Gene Ontology annotation, cellular component: mitochondrion. Gene Ontology annotation, molecular function: glycerol kinase activity.